Fusarium poae is the source of this 1368-nucleotide messenger RNA. RefSeq lists its product as uncharacterized. Lineage: Eukaryota; Fungi; Ascomycota; Sordariomycetes; Hypocreales; Nectriaceae. Bases 1 to 1368 code for a protein of 455 amino acids. The transcript has a single exon. Gene Ontology annotation, biological process: peptidyl-lysine monomethylation. Gene Ontology annotation, molecular function: protein-lysine N-methyltransferase activity. Gene Ontology annotation, cellular component: nucleus. The record is from RefSeq and is a predicted model, not a curated record.
AUGUCUUCUUCUACUUCAGAACGUGCAACUGCACUCGUACAGUGGGCAACUUCAAACGGCGCCACCAUCAACCUAUCAGUCCAAGUCUCUCACCUACCAGAAACAGGCCUUUCAUUCUGUGCAACAGCAUCUACAUCGCCCUUUGACACAAUCGUCAGCAUCCCUCCCUCUCUAACUCUCUCUUACCUCAACACUCUUCCCGGACGCGACGAUCCUAAGCCUUUUAGUUCAAACUUUCUGGCCAAGACUCCACCUCAUGUCAUUGGACGCUUCGUUCUCAUCAAGCACUUUCUUCUCAAAGAGUCUUUCUGGACGCCGUAUAUACAGGCUCUCCCACAGCCAAACGACGUUGAUUCUUGGUCUCUGCCGCCUUUUUGGCCUGACGAAGAUGCAGAGUUAUUCGAGGGGACGAACAUCGAGGUUGGUGUCGCCAACAUCAAAGCUAAUGUGAUGCGCGAGUUCAGAGCGGCUUGUGAUCUUUUGGACAGGGAUGAUUGGGAGCCUGAAUUUCUGAAAAACUUUACUCUACCUUUGUAUCAGUGGGCGUACAGCAUCUUUUCCAGCAGAAGUUUCCGACCAAGUCUUGUUCUCGGACCAGAGGACCAACAGCGUCUCCCUGAAGGUGUCAAACUAGACGACUUUUCUGUCCUCAUGCCCCUCUUUGAUGUGGGAAACCACGACAUGACCACUCAAGUACGAUGGGAGCGCGAUGAGAAGAGUAGCGACUGCAGUCUCAAGGUUGGAAAGGCGUACCAAGCGGGAGAGCAGAUCUUCAACAACUACAGCAUGAAGACAAACGCUGAGCUGCUGCUCGGUUACGGAUUCAUGCUCCCAGAGACAGAAGAGCUACACAACGACUAUGUCCACGUGCGAAAGCGCCAACCUGCUCAAGGCGAAGCUACAGAAGAGUACUACAUCUCCCUCCGCCCCAUCCGACACUCUAGCUCCCUCCUCGCACGAACCAAGCAAGCCGUCCAACUAGAUGAAUCGACGUCUGUCAUCGGCGUCUUCCAGCACGUUCAGCACGACAUGGUAUGGGAUAUCUUUUGCACACUUGCACCACCUGAGCAGCGCGCACAGUUCAUCUGCGAAGGAUCAGAGCAAGAGCAACAGAACAAGUUCUUCAGCGGACAGGUUACUGAGGAUGGACGGAUGUUUAUGCAGCAGACGGCAGCUAUUAUUCAACAUAAGGUUAUGCAGGAGCUGGAGAGGUUGUUGGAGACUGAUGUGGAGGUUGUUGGUGGAGGGGAUUUGACAAGAAAUCAACAGUUGGCGCUGGAUUAUAGAGCGAGGUGUAAAAAGGUUCUUGAGAAUACUCUUGAGGCUAUGGAUAUGGAUGAGUUGUUUGGUGAGGAUGAGGAGGAGUAG